Molecule: messenger RNA, 1275 nt
Organism: Penicillium pulvis
Lineage: Eukaryota; Fungi; Ascomycota; Eurotiomycetes; Eurotiales; Aspergillaceae
Exons: 3
Coding region: 1-1275 (424 amino acids)
Molecular function (GO): metallopeptidase activity
Source: RefSeq, a predicted model, not a curated record
AUGUUUCCACGCGGACUGCUCCCAUUAUUCCUUUUACUAAGCCUGGGUACUGUCCAGACUGCAGCUGUUUCAAUAAGUUCCUUGUUCAAUGUCCUGUCUGGCGGUGGAGCGUGCAGUGACGACUACGUUACUCUGAUGAACAGCUAUCUUAGCGAUGUGCAGGAACUGUCAACAGCCUUUGCCAAUGCCAUUACACAUGCAAGCGACCUUCCUGAUACGGAAGAAGGUUGGGUUGCGCGAGGACUUUUUUGGAGUUGGUUUGGCAUCCAAAUCGAUGUGGACGGAGUUGUAACAUCAGAAACAGAGGCUCAGUGGGAGGUGGUCAAGGACAUCAGCUCAAAGAUGACAACCUUUUUAGACGGAUCUGGGAUGACCGCCCCUCAAACACCUCCUGAGAUUCUCUGCGAUGGCAACGGCUUCGCUAAAUACUCAUGGGAAGCUUCCAUUCUUAAAUGGGAUUCCGAGACCAGUUCAUACUACACAUACGAGAUCGACGAUGAGGAGCCUGAACUUUCGGAGAUUUACGAUUAUAAUCCUGAUCUCGUACCUUAUCUGCAAGAAGACAACCACAACUAUUACCUUGUCAAAGCCGGCGCAUCCGAUGACAAUAUCUGCGAGAAAGACUCGGGCAACAAAUUGUACGGCCAAGCUUUCUCUGGCCAACAGGAGACCACAAAGACCUACCUAGCUAGUCCAGUGCACAUGCCUGCCAUUUCACCCUUGAUCCUCAUGUGUCCGGCUACCUUGGCUCAGACGAGCUUAGCUGAUAUCAUCACCGCUAGCGCUGAUUAUGACCUGGGAGUCACUCAGAUUUCAUCUCUCACUAGUCGUGCGCGUGGUCCGACUACUCUUUUCCACGAAUUGAUUCAUCUGAUCUCUUACUGGACUGAGACUGACAGUGGAGACUUUUCUUUCAACCAAGACGAGUAUGUCACUGAUUAUACUUAUGACGUGGAUCAAUGCCUUUGGAUGGCCUUCGGACAGGUCAAUGUUGAGGUCCCGCAGGAAGAUGGAUCGACGGUUGAGAGAACGUUCACCUCAUCCGACACGGUUCGCAAUGCUGAAUCAUAUACAUUUUUUGCUUUGGCAUUUUGGUAUUAUAUUGAAACAGGUGAAACAUUCUAUACAGGUCUUCUGUCGACUUGGGAUGCACCAUUCAAUGGAGGAGACGCUGCUGGAUCUGAUGUUGGGUCAGAUACUGGUUCUGCCAAAAGAUCAGCUAAGCCCCACCACUAUGGCCAAUGGCUGGGGCACUCCCACUCAAAGCGUUACUAG